Cucumis sativus (cucumber) is the source of this 1292-nucleotide messenger RNA. RefSeq names its product F-box protein At5g39250. Gene Ontology annotation, molecular function: protein binding. Lineage: Eukaryota; Viridiplantae; Streptophyta; Magnoliopsida; Cucurbitales; Cucurbitaceae. The record is from RefSeq and is a predicted model, not a curated record. The coding region runs from base 298 to 1047 and encodes 249 amino acids. The transcript has 2 exons.
UAACUAAUAAAUAAAUGCAAAGAAAGAAAGAGAGACAAAUCGUACAUCCUCCUCCACCCGUCUCUCUCUCUCGUCGGACUUUUGGGAGUGUGGUCUCUCUCUCUUUGUUCUGAUCUCCGUCUAAUCGGAGAUUUUAUUGAUUCCGUCAGAUUUUGAGGUGCGAUAUUUUCGAUCUUCUAGCAUCUGUUCCCUCCACAUCAUCAGAUUCGGAGUCAAAGCCACUGUUCUUCAUCUUAUCGGUCGUUUAAUCAUCUAGGGAUCAAAUUUUCACGCUGUUGUUAUAAUUCUAUUUAGAAAAUGACAUGGGAAGAAAUUUUGAAGGUAAUUUUCCCUUUGCUGGAAGGUGUGGACCUUGCUUCCUGCAUGGCAGUGUGCAAGCAGUGGAGAGACAUCGCUCAAGAUGAUUACUUCUGGAAAUGCUUGUGUGCCAAGAAGUGGCCUUCAACUUGCAAAACAUCCCAUCCUCCAACCGAUACCUACUAUAAACUAUAUAGAAACUUUUAUAAACGCCCCAAUAAUCGACGGCUUCUUCCCCCUCGACUUUCCUUUGAUGAUUUAGAGUUUUUUAUCGACAUUUGGAGUGAAGACAGAUUAAUCUUCUCAGAAGUUGUUUCAGGUGGAAUUUUCCAAAAUGGUAUGAAGAACCCACCACCUAGUACUGGUAACCUGCUUAGUUAUCACCUCGAAGUCCCUGAGUUCAAGAUGACACUCACUGUUGAGCCAAGGUUCUCAAUUCCAAUAUCCAACACCGUAAGCGCAUCCGUGCUUGUGGGACGCAAGGAUUCCAACAAAGUUGCAAGGAUAGUGAAUAAGUCAGUAUUCGAUUAUAUUGAUCGAACUUCGUACAGGGCAUUGGCUUUUGACUAUCUCGAUUUUUCACCUUUCCACCCAUUUGUCUCCGGAAUCCGAGCAUGGAUCUCAUUGCUUUUCAUGGACGAUGGGGAUGAUGGUGCAAUUGAUGUUUUUGGAAUAGUAAUGGAUUUCUGUGAUGCAGCAAACACAAAGGAUGAGGUACUAUGGCUUCUGGACCUCCUUGAUUGGAAAUGAAGGAGUUGCCAACGGCAACUUUAAUUUCCGUUAAACUCAUCCUUACUUGUACAUAAUUUUCCAUUCCAUUUCAUUUCAUCAUUAAUAAAUAUGAACGAAGUUCCUUAUAGAAGAAAAUUCUAUUUGUUAAUCCGUUGAAAGGAAACUUUGCUCUGCCACCUUUAAUUAAAACAUUAUCUUUCUUUUUUUCUGUACCUUAUUUCAUUUCUUUCAUUUGAAGUUGUUCAUCCUAUGAGUUCACUGAA